Molecule: messenger RNA, 996 nt
Organism: Cryptosporidium muris RN66
Lineage: Eukaryota; Apicomplexa; Conoidasida; Eucoccidiorida; Cryptosporidiidae
Exons: 1
Coding region: 1-996 (331 amino acids)
Source: RefSeq, a predicted model, not a curated record
AUGGAAAAUCUACAAAUUAGAUCACAUAUAAUAACUAAAUACUCUUUUGAAGCUCAGAUUAGGUCACAUUGGGGAAACCCCUUUUACAUACUACACAAUGAUGGAAAACCAAUAUGUUUCUUUUUAGAUGAAAUUACAUGGAAAUAUGCAAAAAGAAACAACAAGUCUAUUGGUAUUUGGCUUGGACUAGGAGACCUACAUGAGACAAAUAUGCAACCUUUUUGCUCAGUAAUUAUAUACUCCUCUGGUAAAAUCUUGGAUUCUCUUAAACCGAAUACAUUUGGAUUGAAGAAAAUUCUUCGUUUAAUUCCUUCUAAAAUAAUGAUUGAUAAUCUCUUCUUAGGUGAAAAAUCGAAUUAUGGUAGUUUCUUGAAUUUUGAAGAAACUUUGUAUCUUGUAGAGCGAGGUGCAAUGUUACUUUUUUCUUGGGAUCUUGAUAACAAAAUGUGGUUGCAAACUCCAAUAAUGUAUCUUUAUAGUUUAUUUACAAAGUGCAACUUAGGUUCCAAUUUGAUAUCACUGUCAUCAUAUACAACCUUUUGUAAAUUAGCUAAUGCAGGAUACUAUAUUAGGAGUGGACCUAAACAGAAUACACUGCCCAUAAUCAACUUCAGAGAAAUUGAUCUUUGGAAAGGGCCUGAAAGUUAUGUACUUUAUGAUUCUAAUUUCGGAGAUCCUAAACUUUUACCACUCAUUUCACACGAACUUCCCAAUAACUACCCAUAUACUAUCAUUUCUUCAAAUACUACUAAUGAAGUUAUUGAACCUGAUUCGACCAACAAUUUUAGCUUAAAUAAGCUAUGUCAUUUCAAUAAGUUACAUAAAGGUCCUAGAAAUCUUUCUAAACAGACAAUAAAGUGUGUUUACACAGUCAGCGCAUCUGAUGCUUGUAUAGUUCAUCACUUAGCUGAUCAAGAUCAUUUAAAUAGUACUGUCAUAAGUGUUUGCGUGGGCAACAAUGCCAUAUUUCUAUCCCUAAGUAAAUAUUCUAGAUAA